Molecule: messenger RNA, 1700 nt
Organism: Drosophila sulfurigaster albostrigata
Lineage: Eukaryota; Metazoa; Arthropoda; Insecta; Diptera; Drosophilidae
Gene: nudE
Product: nuclear distribution protein nudE homolog
Exons: 7
Coding region: 445-1635 (396 amino acids)
Biological process (GO): establishment of mitotic spindle orientation; microtubule nucleation; vesicle transport along microtubule
Cellular component (GO): kinesin complex; kinetochore; centrosome
Molecular function (GO): microtubule binding
Source: RefSeq, a predicted model, not a curated record
GAAAAUAUAAAUAAAUUAAGAAUUCUGGCUUUAAAUUGAAUUGCAACGAAUAUAUUAUCAGCGAAUUGCAUACAGGGCUGGCGACGUUGCAAUACUUUACAACACUACACCAGGGCUACAGGUUGGCUUGUGUAUUUUGGAGUAGUGGUAAAUUUUUACAAGCACAACUAUUUUUAUGCGGUUUUUAAUGUAAAUAAACCAAAGUAAAUUUAGUCAAAGAAUUUGUAAAGUAUCACUCGACGUUUUUUCAAACUGCACUAAACAACUGUGUUUGGGAAAAUCGGAAAAUACAUUAGCAAACAGGCCAAUCAAACGAAUUUCAAUUUUUAGUAUAGAGUAGGAAAGUUACACAAAAUUGAAUUAGCAACGAACGAACGAACAUUUUAUUUAUCAAACCCAGUUUGACCACCGACAAAUAAAGAACACAUAUAUUAAAAAAAAAAUAUGGAGGCCCCACCAAUGUUCAACAGCGUCGAGGAUGAGUGCAGAUAUUGGAAAGAGCGUUCCAAACAGUAUCACAAAGAAUGGACAGAUGUGAAACAGGAAUACGAUGAAUAUGUUGAACAGUCUAGGGAAAUGGAAGCCGAAAUGGACGCAACUCUGGAGCAAAAACAGAGUCUAAUCAAAGAUCUCAGAGCCAAGCUUAAUAUGUUAGAACAAGAAAAUGAUUCACUCAAGCUCAAGUUGGAUACACAAGGCAUCGAAAUGUCCAAUCUGGAUAAACAGCUAGAGACGGUGAAGAAAGAGCGCGACUCCAUGAAAGAUUAUCUGCGACAAUUGGAGCAGAAGAACGAUGAUCUGGAGCGUGCACAUCGCAUACUCAACGAGAGCAUAGUAGACUUUGAAAAGAUGUUGGACAAAGCCUAUGAAAAGAAUGCGCUCCUUGAGAUGGAAGUGGACGAAAAGGAAAUGCUGCAGGAGAAGCUGCAGCGAUUAAUGGACGAGACCCGCGAUCUAAAGCAGGAACUCAAUGUCAAGUCACGCUAUACGCCAGCGAAUGGUACAAACACAACAACAGCAUCGGCUGGCAAUAGCUCAAUGAACUCCUCGACAUCGCUGCCCAAUGGGAUUGUGGCCAAUGGUGAUAUAAUGCUGCAACAUGACAACAAUGUCACAAAUGCCACAACGAAGGCGACAAGCAUCAGCGUCAGUGCGCUGAACGGCAGUUUAGCAAAUCGAAACGAAUAUAAUCAGCAGCAGCAUUCGCUUAAAAAUCCCGAGAACCUUAUCAAUGGCAAUGCCAUGAAUGCCAGCUCCCGCACCACGGCGCUCAACAUUGUGGCCGACAUGUUAAGAAAACUGAACUGGGACAAGGCCUUGUUAUGUCCUGAGUGUCAAAAGUUUCGUUGCAUUUGCGAGCGUCCCGCGUUGUUGCCGGGCAGCAGCGAGUCAAGUUUGUUUCGUCGCGCCUUUGGUGGCAGUGUCACUAGCUCCACUUGCAACACUAGCUCUACUUGCAACACAGAGGCAACAAUGCUAAGCGGCGAAGGCAGCUGGACACCAGACUGCAAUAAUGCUGCGGCACAGUCGCGUCGCAUCAGCUUGACUAGCACAAAUAUUUUCAAGCGCUUUGCGGAACGCAUGCGCAGCAUUCACGACAUUUCCGAGCCUCAGCCUGAGCCGCCGGCGCUGUGACACCCUGUGACACACACACCCUGUAACACCCGCACACACCCUGUGACACCCACACACACACAUUU